Messenger RNA from Eimeria necatrix, 2514 nucleotides. RefSeq lists its product as hypothetical. The transcript is spliced from 7 exons. The record is from RefSeq and is a predicted model, not a curated record. Bases 1 to 2514 code for a protein of 837 amino acids. Lineage: Eukaryota; Apicomplexa; Conoidasida; Eucoccidiorida; Eimeriidae.
AUGAGGUCCGCUGCAGAAGCUCUUCUGCGGCGGGCGUUGGACGAUGGCGAAGUAUCGGAAGCAGACUUGCAGGACUUUGGUCACCUGGAUUACGCAGGCGUGGCGCGGCUUCUCAAGUUGGACCCAAAUUUAAGCGAGGCGGUUGUCGCUGUAAAGCUGCAAGAAGUUGGCGGGUCCGCGCUCAUAGAGAUGCAUCCUUCACAAUUUGCGUGUGCUCUUUCCCUCACGAAGCCUCAGCAGGGUGAACGCCUAGAAGCCUUCCUGUCUGCCUUGAAGACAGUUGCUGCGGGCCUCAAAAAGGGCGUGCAGCACGACACAGUUAGUGCCGAUUCAGCUGCAGCUAGAACAUGUACAAGCAAAGAGCAAGAAGACACUGCGUCAGCAGGCGCGCAUCACGACAAAGCUGCUGCUGAUUCAGGCCCAGCUGCUGCAACUGCAACGAAAAAACCAACAAGCGAGUCGGGAACCCGUACGAAAGCGGUGCCGUUCCAGAGUAUGAAGCCAGCUAUCUACAAGGGCCUUCGUGCGCCUCGCGUCUCUGGACUGAAAAGGCCGGCGCCGGUCGCGUGCUCUACUGGAAAUACAGCGGUUGCACCUGCGUCUAUUUCUUCAUUCACAGCAACCGCUGCCAAAACUGCGGAGCAAGCGCAGCAACAUUCAAGAGAAUUACCCCCUAAGCGGGAGCACCAGACUAGUAGUGUCUCAGUAAAGGGUGGAAAAAGGAAGUGCAGUCAUAGAGUCGGCACAGAGAGAAAAUGGGACACAGACAAACCUGCAGAACUGCCUGCGCCUCAAGAGCGACCAAGAAAAGAGCAGCAGAAGCAACAGCUUCGAGCAGCAAGCGGGGCUGAUGAUCAGUGUAGCAAAGAAGCAGAAUUUCGGGAAUGGGAGUCUUCAAUGUCGGCCGUCAGGGCCCGCUUUGAUGCAGAACUUAAACGACAGUCUGCGUACAAAAGCAUGCGGGCUCUUAUCUCCACAACGGGCUUUCCAGAGGGAGCCGGCGUGCAGAACGAACUGCCAGGAAUUGUGCGGCGACUAGGAACUCUGGGAGGAGUCUCAACAGCGUUUGACUGGAAACCGGAGAACCCUGAAAAAAUCACCCAUCUUAUUUGCAGUAAUAAAUUGACAAGACCUACAGUAAAGCUUUAUUUCGCCUUGGUGAGCGGUGCUUUCAUUUUGAAUGAGGAGUUUCUCCAGGAAGCCAGGAGGAAGAAGGCGUGGCCAGAUCCUUGUCAGUUCCAGCGGGCUGACUUUCCACCAGUAGAGCUCAGAGAAGAGUCUCGCUGGCUGUUGAGGGGCCUUUCUGUCUGUAUCUACGGACCCUACCGUCCAGCUGGCCUUUCCAAGCAACAGUUGCUGUCACUGGCUGCUGCAGCUGGCGGAUCCUUAGGAGACAACUCUUCCGCUAUCUGGCUGCUCGAAGAUAAGGAAGCGUUGCGCCGUUGGCAGGCUAGGGGUCUUUGGAGGUUGCAAGAAGAGGCAGGGGCUCGCCCCAUCACCAUUUCCGCACAAUGGCUGCUCGACUGUAUUCGUUUUUGGCAGGUUUUGCCGCGGGAGCAGCACGUACUCCAUCUGUCAUCUCCAUCCCAGGCGAAUUUGGUUGGAAGCUCUGUUGUAGCCGGACGUACAAAGUGCCGAAAUGAAAGCAAAACAGGAAUUCCUGUGCGGCGAAAGAAAGAGAUGAAACUGGUGGAGAGGUUAACGCUGCCGCCGGACACCGUUAAGGCAACUGAAACAUGUGUUCCGAACAGUGGAUCCCCGGAGGUGCACAAUGAGGAGACACCACAGGAAACGCCUCGCCAUCCGUUACAAAUGGCAGCUACGUCAGCGGAGAGCAAGUCAACAAGGCAAGAAAACUUGCAACAAGAGUAUGUGCAGCCACAUAUGCGAGCCGGCGAGUACGUAGCGAAAAGCGUGGACCAGGAGCCCCAUAGGGCUUCUAAAGGCAUAAGGGAACGCGUUUCUGGGCGACGCGUGAAAACUGGAAAACGAGUGCGGGGUGAGAACACCCUUAAAAAGUCAAAGGGUGGAGCAGUUGCUGCUGGAGAGAACCAAAGCAUGAUUUCAGAGCCGCCCGUUCUACCUAAAUUGUUGGACGUAGCCACAUCGGUGCCUGGUGAUGAUGACAGGCCAGUAUCCGCUACCUUGGACUCAACUACAACCGCGGAGAAGCAUGGGAGCGUGAAAGUCACUGCAACUGCUGGCGGCGACGAUGAAAGCGGUAUGAACCCUUCCAGUGUUCUAGGAGACUGGCAACUGUCUGCUGGACGCCCUCGUCUCAAAGAACAAAGUGUUGCAAAACCAGUUUUGUCGACAGCUGCUGCAGCUGUAGCCCUGCCUGCAGAGGCAGCACCGGAUGGCUUUCAAGAGAACUACCCAGCUGGCGCUUCGCAGAUUCCCGAUGCAAAAGACUUCCCGCCGCUCCCGGUAGAGCAGCUCGCGGUAGCAGAGCUCUUUGAGCCUAACGAAGAAAACCACAGUGCUUCAGGGUACGACUUUGAGAUACCAACUUAG